Helicoverpa zea (corn earworm) is the source of this 2487-nucleotide messenger RNA. RefSeq lists its product as uncharacterized. The record is from RefSeq and is a predicted model, not a curated record. The transcript is spliced from 2 exons. NCBI's taxonomy places the organism in Eukaryota, Metazoa, Arthropoda, Insecta, Lepidoptera, Noctuidae. Bases 1090 to 2484 code for a protein of 464 amino acids. Gene Ontology annotation, molecular function: nucleic acid binding; zinc ion binding.
AUAUUUAAAAAUACUAGACUUGCUAUAUCUCAACCGCGCGCCGCGAGCCGUGCGCCGUUGACGGGUGACGGAAACCGGUUCGGCGAACUAUCCCUCCUAUGAGGCGACGCGAGCAGAGCCGGCGGUCAAUCGCGAGACGGUCACUAGCACGACACCGCGAGCCGAUACAGUACUGGUCUAUGUUGGUUUUUAACUCGCUGGUAUAUCGCAUUUAAUUUUAUCCUAAAUUAACUAUUGUGCUUUUAAAAUCACUAUUAGAAUCAGUGUAUACCCCAGAUCGGGGUUCAAGUACCUGACUACCUCCAGUGCACCUACCGUAGUGCACCUACCCUCAGUGCACCUACCUACGCGCUUGUCUACCUACGUGCCUGUGUCUACCUACGUGCCUGUGCCUACCUACGUGCCUGUGCCUACCUGCGUGCCGCGCCUAUCUACGUGUCCUGCAUCUACCUACGCGUCCGGCAUCUACUAGCGCGCUGCACACCUACCCCGCCUGACCGCUGCCGAGCUGCCUGACUAUACAGGAUAGUGGUGUUUCUAUAGCGGGCCAGAACUUAACGCGUGCUCGAUAUUUCUAAACUCACUUCCGGCUCUGCCGAUAUCUUUUUAUAGAAUAUAGACUUAUACUAAAUUACUAAAUUUCUUUUUUUAUUUUCUACCUACUAGUCUACCUACUACUAACCUAAACGUUACAGUGGCGCCCAAUAAUGGUAGAAUAUAUCGAGCUGUGUUUAGUUCUUGUUUGCUAAGCAUUUUGUAGUUGUCCUGGUGUUGGUUGUCUGUCAGUUGUGUUGAAUUUAAUCACAGCCUACCAAAUGUGAAUCUACCCACAUCUGUUUAAUAAUUAUUUUUUUUCUAAUAUUUAAAUUCAACCGUCCAUUUUUUUGUUUGACCUACCGUCAAUAUUUUUCUACCCCCAAAUUUUAUUUUUUUCUUCACAUUUAAAUUCAAAGUUUACAUACCUUAAAUAUAUUUUCACAUAUGGUUAGACUGACCACAAACGUGCUGAUUUGCAUCCGAAUUGUUUUGUCUUUAUUAUUUUUGUCUUUAUUUUGCAACACACUCCUAACUGCGGUUUAAUUUUCAAUUAUGUCAUACACUAUUAAAUUCUUAUCGCUUCAAAAAGCUGAAUUAGAGUAUGAGGUCGCUGUGCGUGGAGGGGUAGCUGCUGAUUCAGUUAACGAACUCAGGAGACAAAUAGUAAAAUUAUCUUUAGCCUUGCCUUCAGAAGACAUUCUAGAAUCUCACCUAGAGCCUUUUGAUGACCUGAAAGCAGUGAGGGAAUCUUUAAUAAAGUCCCACAAUAAUAUAAUUUCUCUUAAAACUAAAUUAGAUAAAAACCUAUUUACACGCACGGAAACCUUACUCCAUCACAUCUAUCAUCGCUUGAAUAGAAUAGACUAUUCAUCGGCUGACGUUGCUGAAGCUUAUAAAAGUUGCCGUUCACAUUUCAAUUCUCAAUAUAAAGAUUUGACGUCAUUUAAGAUGCAGUCUUCACAAGUGCCUCAAGUCGCGGAUAGUUCGCCAGACCCUAUUAAAGAGCUUGUCAACGUGUCGGUCAGUUGCGAGCGAAAGCUUUUCUCGGAAAUAGGAAAACUUAAAUACUCGGGCAAGACUUGUGUUAGGGCAUUCAUUCAGAAAGUUAAUGAGUUUAUUCAGAGCAGAUCUAUACCUCAGGAGAAAAUUCUUGCUUUCGCCUUUGAGAUCUUCACGGAUGACGCCUUACACUGGUAUCGGUGCAUCAAGGACAGAGUUGAGACUUGGGAUGAGGUAGUCGUUUUGUUAAAGCAGGACUUCAGUGAAAACGAUUAUGACUAUAGGUUACUCGCAGAGAUACGUGCGCGUACACAGGGUGAACUAGAAAAUAUUACUAUAUAUAUAGCUAUUAUGCGUGGUAUGUUUUCAAGGUUGGGGAAGCCCUUACCAGAGGAGGAUCAGUUGGAAAUAUUACUGCAUAAUAUUAGGCCUUGUUAUGCAAGCACUCUAGCAUCUUCAGCAAACAUAACCGAUAUUGACAGCCUCCAGAAUAUAUGUAGGAAUUAUGAAAAUAUACAAUCUAGACUCAAGCGGUUUCGUGAGCCACCUAAAGUUAGUGCUGAUACUGUAGCCCCAGAGUUUGCAUAUACGAAGCAAGCUACUACAAGUAAUUCUAAUAAUAACUAUAAAAACUACAAACAACUAAGUCAUAAUUUUAAUACUAACUAUUCUAAAAACUAUUCUAAUAAUUAUAAUAAUCACUACAAUAAAUAUAAAACUACUUCUAAUCCAGCACAGCAGGAAAAUCACAAUUUACACGUAAAUGAGAUGGCACCUGCCAACGAUGAUAACAAUAAAAAAAACGUAUACUGCCCUAGAUGUAGAUCUCAAACACAUUCUUUGGGUUCAUGUCAAAAGCCUCGUUUUCUUAUCUGUUUUAAAUGCGGAAGGAAGGGUGUGAAGUUUCCUGACUGCCCUAAUUGUAAUGCAGGGUUAGCAAAAAACUAAAUC